GGUUGCUGUAUUUGUGCACCACUGUUUACGAUCGUGGUGCUAUCUGCCGGGGUGCUUAUCAAGUGAAAUAAUCGCCCAUUAUCCGACAGAGACUAAACUUUGGUUGGCCUUCUGGUACACUUGCUCAAAGUUCGUAUCUGGCUUGUCGCGAGAACCCAAGAAGGACUGGCCGUCCAACUGUAUUAUCACCAGAUAAUGCAAGAAGCUUUAUCAUUUGGUUCGCUUCUCGCACGAUCGUUCUCUUCUUUUUGCGAAGUGAUAACUAGAGUAAAUUGUAACUUGAUACGGUCCUGACGUACGCUCACUUUUCACAUCGUAUUUUUAACUCCUGCUUGGUGUUUGACCUUUUAAAAAGCCGACAAUAUGUCCCUUUCGAGACCGAUUUACAACCUGCUCGGUUCCUACCUGGAACAACUCUUCGAGCAUCCACUUCGUACGAAAGCGUUAACGAGCUGCGUUAUUGCAUCCUCCGCGAACUUGGUCUCACAGAAGCUCGGUGGUGUCAAGCAAGUCAACAAGGAUUCGGUGCUGGCGUACGGUUUGUUCGGCCUGAUCUUUACUGGCCCACUGUCGCAUUUCUUCUACAGCUGGCUAGAUCGUGUUACUAAUGAUACCCGCUUCAAGAAGCUAUUAAUGUUGCUUGGAGAGCGAACCUUAUUUGCGCCAGUCAUUACCGCCCUGUCGCUGUACUUUAUCUCGCGAUUUGAGUACAAAAGUCACGACGAAGCGUUCGUCAAUUUGAUUACCCAGUUUCGUAGCAUUCUGCGGGGUAAUUGGAAAUUCCUUACAUUGCCUGUAUUCAUCAACUUCAACUACGUUCCACCUAUGCUGCGCGUUCUUUUUGCCAACAUCAUUGGAUUCUGUUGGAUGGUUGUGUUGUCUACUAAGAGAAGAAAAGCAGAACUGCGCCGCCAACAGCAGGCACAGGACAAGAGCAAAUCCACCUGAUCAACUCCCAUUUGACUCCCUGGGAAGCAGCAUAUGGAACGGAACAGAACUUAAUCGUCUGCCAGGAACACUGCAUUUGUUUGUAUAAUAUUAAAUAUUCCAGUACCCGGGUACAUAUAACGUUUGAUGGAGUAGAAACGAGAACAAAAAUACGCACUGUAUGGCUAGGUAAGGGGUUUGGGAACGAACGAAAGAGUUUAACGAAAAUAAAAACCUUACGAUGGGGAAAUAUAAUGUUACAAAUUUCGGUGUUGUUAUUAAUUCGAUUGUAAUACAAAUAAAUUCAACCAUUAUCGUUUUGCUAGUCUUGAA
Anopheles funestus (African malaria mosquito) is the source of this 1260-nucleotide messenger RNA. RefSeq names its product PXMP2/4 family protein 3. The coding region runs from base 364 to 948 and encodes 194 amino acids. Gene Ontology annotation, cellular component: cytoplasm; membrane. Lineage: Eukaryota; Metazoa; Arthropoda; Insecta; Diptera; Culicidae. The transcript has 4 exons. The record is from RefSeq and is a predicted model, not a curated record.